GAGUUUUUAGCCUUAUAAGUUUAAAAUACGCGAGGAUCCGUCUGCGAAACAUGCAGCGAAUCUUGAAUCUCUUUUACACAUCCAUAUAAAACUUAUGACUGGUCUGCUGUGUUAGAAAAAAGAGGAAAAAGAAAAAAAGAGAAAAAUAAUGGACUUGAGCUUGGAUUUAAGUUUUGUUUAUGUACCAGCAAGCAUAUCUGAGUUUCUGAAAGAAGUUUCGAGUAUAAAAAAUGGGUUCCAAAGAUUAUUGAAGAUUUGUGAUUUUGUUAAAAGAUUGGAAGAUGAGAUGAAGAAAAUCGAUGCCUUUAAACGCGAACUUCCCCUUUGCAUGCUUCUCUUGAAAGAUGGGAUCAAGAGAUUGAAGGAGGAAGAAAUGCAGUGUAAGGAAAUGGAUGAUGGAUCAGUGACGAAAGAGUCGAUGUUGCCAUUGAAGGGAAAUACUGAGGAAAAUGGAAGGGUAAAUGUGGAAAAAAGGAAAAACUGGAUGAGUUCUGUUCAACUCUGGACCUCUGAUUCCGACAACGUUGAUCACAGCAAGAAAUCAAACCAAGUUCCAGAACUGAAACUGAGAAGUGAAGAAGAAGAAGAGAACCCAAAUGAACUUUGUAAUGACAAAAUAAUUAAGGGACAAGUGGAUAAGGAAAAUUUAGGGCUUUCUCUUAUGUUCCCAUGUUCUGAAUUGGGUUCUUGUAAGCCAAUUUCAAAGGGCAAUGGCAGUCGUGGAAAUGGUCUUCGCCAGUCCUUGUUGUAG
This is a messenger RNA of Hibiscus syriacus, 751 nucleotides long. Its product is annotated as transcription factor HHO5-like. The record is from RefSeq and is a predicted model, not a curated record. Gene Ontology annotation, biological process: regulation of DNA-templated transcription. Lineage: Eukaryota; Viridiplantae; Streptophyta; Magnoliopsida; Malvales; Malvaceae. The coding region runs from base 149 to 751 and encodes 200 amino acids. Gene Ontology annotation, molecular function: DNA-binding transcription factor activity. The transcript has 3 exons.